CCCGCCCCGGCGGCGCUGCGGCUCCGAGCGGCGGCCCUGGGCCGGCUCCGGGCACGGCGGGCCCAUCCCGCGCCGCCCGCACCGCCACCCGCCGCCACUCCCCGCCCCGCCGGACCGGGGCCGCCCCCGCCUAUGGGUCGCCGCCGGGGCGAGGCCUGAGCGGGCCCCGAGCGCCCGGAGCCGCGAUGGGAGUGGCCGUGGGCUGAGCCGCCACCCAGGCCCUGUGGCAACACCUGGUUGGGAUGAAGAUGGAGCUGUGAGAGGAGGGGCGCACCCCCAGGCCGGUGUGGGAUGGCGAAGCUGCUGGUGCCGCUGGUGGUGCUGGGGGCGGUGGCGCAGCGCUGCCCCCCGCGCUGCCUCUGCCCCGCGGCCGCCCCCAGCCCCACGCUGCUGUGCGCCCGCACGGGGCUGCUGGCGGUGCCGCCCAGCCUGGACCGCGGAGCCGUGGAGCUGCGCCUGGCCGACAACUUCAUCGGGGCCGUGGGCCGCACCGACUUCGCCAACAUGAGCAGCCUGGUGCACCUGACGCUGUCGCGCAACGGGCUGCGCCGCCUGGCGCCCGGAGCCUUCGCCGACCUGCGGGCGCUGCGGGCGCUGCACCUGGACGGCAACCGGCUGCCGGCGCUCAGCGGCCCGCAGCUGCGCGGCCUGGCCAGCCUGCGGCACCUCAUCCUGGCCAACAACCAGCUGGCCGCCAUCGAGCCCGCCGCCUUCGCCGCCUUCGCUGCCACCGUGGAGGACCUGGACCUGUCGCACAACAACCUGCCCGCGCUGCCCUGGGAGGCGGUGGCGGCCAUGGCCAGCCUGGCCACGCUGACGCUGGACCACAACCUGCUGGAGCGCGUCCCCGCCACCGCGCUCAGCCGCCUGCCGCGCUUGGCCCGCCUGGACCUGACCGCCAACCGCCUGCGGGCGCUGCCCCCGGUGCCGGGCCCGCCGGGGCCCAGCCUGGCGGCGGGGGGCAACCCGCUGCACUGCAACUGCGAGCUGCUGUGGCUGCGGCGCCUGGCGCGGCCCGACGGGCUGGAGAGCUGCGCCUCGCCGCCGUCGCUCGCCGGCCGCCUGCUGUGGGCCGUGCCCGAGGAGGAGCUGGCGUGCCGCGCGCCCCACAUCGCCGGAGCGGCCGCCAGUCCCAGCGCGGUGCUGGAGGGGCAGCCGCUGCGCCUGGGCUGCGCCGCCAACGGGGACCCCCCGCCCGCACUGCACUGGUUGGGCCCCGACGGGCGCCUGGUGCAGAACGGCUCGCGCCGGGCGCUGGGUGCCGACGGCUCCUUGCAGCUGCGCGUGGCCACGCUGCGCGACCACGGCGCCUUCACCUGCGUGGCGUCCAACGCGGCCGGGGAGGCCGCCGCCCGCGUGGAGGUGGCGGUGCUGCCGCUGCCGGUGCCGCACCGCCACGGCGACGGGGACGGGGAGGCGCAGGCCGGUCCCGGGCCCUCAGACAUGGCGCGGGCGGGAGCCAACGAGUCGCUGCCGGCCGGCGCGGAGCGGCGCAUCGUGGCGGCGGACCUGACGGCGUCGUCGGCGCGCAUCCGCUGGCUGCCGCAGCGCCACGUGCCGGGGCUGCGCAUGUUCCAGAUCCAGUACAACAGCUCCAUCGACGACUCGCUGGUCUACAGGCUGCUGCCCCCCUCCAGCCGGAGCUUCGUGCUGCGGGAUUUGGCCGCGGGCCGCGAAUACGACCUCUGCGUCUCCGCGCUGUACGCCGAAGGCGGCGCCGCGCCGCCCGCGUCCCGCGCUCUGGGCUGCGUCCGCUUCGCCACCGCCGGUGGAGCCCCGGGCUGCGCCGCCCCCCGGCCCCACUUCCUGGGGGGCACCGUCAUCAUCGUCAUCGGCGCCGCCAUCGCCGCCUCCGUCCUCGUCUUCAUCCUCAUCCUCACCGCCCGCUACAAGGCCGCCCGCCGCCCGCCCGCCGCCGCCGUCGCCAGCGUCUGCUCGCAGACCAACGGCGCCCACAGAGCCCCGGAGCCCGAACCGCCCCCCCCCGCCGCCCCCGCCGGUGCCCGCGGCUCCCCCGGCCCUGAGCGCGCCCGGCGGCGCCCGCGCGCUGUUUCCCAGCCACAGCUUCCCUCGGCGCGCCCGGACUCGGCGGCACGGAUCGCUGCCGCGCCUCGACGCGCCCGACGCGCUGCCCCCGCUGCGCCCGUCGUUCGGCAGCACCCACUGGAUGCUGGAGAGCACCGUGUGACGGGGGGCGGCACCCCGGGGCGCUGGCGGCGGCGCUGGGGCUGCCCCCGGGUGCGCCCUCGGGUGCUGUUCCGGGCGCCCUUAGGGGCCGGAAGGCAGCGCGGGGUGCUCCUCCGCGCCCUCGGAUGCCGAUGGACCUUUGGGUGCCCAAACGCGGCCUUGGGUGCCUCCCAGCUUCAAUAGGUGCCGGUGGACGUGGGGGGGGGGGGGGUGUAAGGGUACCCUCGGAUGCCCCUCUGCACCUUCAGGUGCUCGGCUGCACCCUUGGGUGCCAGCGGACCCCCUGGGAGUCCGAACGUGCCCGGGGUGCCCACGGGUGCAGCUCUGGGUGCUGGAGGUGGCUGCAGGUGCUGGUGAGCUGCGGGUGCCCUCGGGGGCUUGAAAACAGCUGGGGGGGCUCCUCUGCACCCGUGGGUGCCCCGGCGCGGUACUGGGUGCCAGCGAACGUGGGGGUCCAAACACGCCCUUGGAUGCCCCUCAGCGCCUUUGGGUGCUCCUCUGCACCCCCGGGUGCCAACGGAUACCGCGGGUCCGAAAGCGCCGGGGCGUCUGCACACCCACGGGUGCCCCCGUGCAGCCUCAGCACCUCUGGGUGCCCCCACCGUAUGCACCCACUCGGUACCCCCCGCCCCCGGGGCGCCCCUGGGUGCUUCCCCUCUCCCCCCCCCCGCCCCCACCCCGACACACGUUGCGCCCGGCCCCCCCCGCGGUGCCUUCGGCCGGGUGGCGGGGGGCCCCGCGCACGCCCCCGCAAUGUCUGCACAGAUGACACGAGCCCCGCAGCCCCCCCCGAUCUGGCUGGUCUGGAUACCCCGCGGGGGUCGGGCCCCCCCCCGCGACUGCCCUUCCCCCCCCCCCCCCCCCCCCCCCAUGCCCUAUCUGUCCCCCCCCGGUGUCCCCUCGACUCGUUUGCCCCCCCCUUCCCCCGCCCAGUCCCAUUUCUCCUCCCGUCCCCGUCGUUGCCCCCCACCAGCCGCCCCCGGGCCCCCCCGGCCCGCCGCAGUGUUUAACACAAGUUUUUACAUUAAAAACCUGUGCCCCCCCCCACCCGGGGCCAUUAAA
Molecule: messenger RNA, 3249 nt
Organism: Gallus gallus (chicken)
Lineage: Eukaryota; Metazoa; Chordata; Aves; Galliformes; Phasianidae
Gene: LRFN1
Product: leucine rich repeat and fibronectin type III domain containing 1
Molecular function (GO): protein binding
Source: RefSeq, a predicted model, not a curated record